Molecule: messenger RNA, 10798 nt
Organism: Triplophysa dalaica
Lineage: Eukaryota; Metazoa; Chordata; Actinopteri; Cypriniformes; Nemacheilidae
Gene: nbeal1
Product: neurobeachin-like 1
Exons: 54
Coding region: 516-8705 (2729 amino acids)
Biological process (GO): intracellular protein localization
Cellular component (GO): membrane; cytosol
Molecular function (GO): protein kinase binding
Source: RefSeq, a predicted model, not a curated record
CACAGACUGGAGCCCGUAUAUGCGCACACACAUAGUAAAGCGAUCUGAUCCUGUGCUGUCGGUGUCUAGUCCGAUGAUACUCGUCAUAUGUAUCCGGGCUGUCAGGAUGAUCUGGUUAGAAAAUGAAUUGAAAGCCAGUUUGGCGUGUUGACAUCUUCGCUUUCAGCUCAUGCAACAUUCCUGGAUCAAGGUUCGGGUCAGGACCGAGUUUCGACGAGCUGCUUUUGUUCAAGUCAGGGUUUGGAGGAAUAUUCUCAACAUCAAAAAGCUUCUGGUGGAAAACUGAAGGAAACGCUCAGAUCACAUGGGAUUUGGAUCAUUCACAUGAUGGAUGUGAUUUCACUGGGAAUGACUCGACAUGGGAAUUAACACACUUGGCUGGAUCUGUCGUCCACGAAUGAACGUGACAUUUGGACUCCUUCUGGCCUGAUGUUGACACCAUGAGCCAUCUGGGAUAUUAAGUGUAUCGUUCACUGGAAUAUUGCUGCCUACAUGCUCACGGCUUGCAGUGCGGAAUGGCAUCGACCGAGAGGCUGUAUGAGGUUUGGAUGCUGUACUGCAAUAAGAAGGAUCCAGACUAUCUGAAGCUCUGGCUGGAGGUCUUCAUUGGAUCCUAUGAGAGAUGUCUGGAUGUGGACUUCGAGAAACCGGCCACCAGGUUGGAGGACACGCCCCCUGUCUUGUCACUGCUGCCUGAUAACAUCCUGCAGGUCUUGCGUCUGCAGCUGCUGCAGUGUGUGCAGAAAGCAUCCGAGGGCCUGGAGGCCGAGCAGCAGACGCUUGCACUACUGCUGCUCAAGUUUCUCAUCGUCAUUUGCAGGAACCUGUCAAACGUGGAGGAAAUCGCUGCCUGUUCCUACAUCAACCACAUCGUCACCAUGACUACGCUCUACAUCCAACAGCUGAAGAGUAAGACUAAAGAGAAAGAGCUUGUUGACCAGACGCAAGCCGAGGAGUUUGUUCGUCACGCUUUGGCCUUCUGCGAGAGUCUGUACGAUCCCUAUCACAACUGGAGGCAUCGCAUUCAUGGACAACAGCUCAGCACUGUAGAAAGAAGCAGACAGAAAUUCAAAGCAGCACCGCUUACAGUAGAAUUUGUGCCCUUCUUUUACCAGUGUUUCCAAGAGAGCGAGCACCUGAAGGACAGUCUUAAAUGUUGUCUUUUGCACCUGUUUGGAGCCAUCGUCGCAGGUGGACAGCGUAACGCUCUGUUUGCCAUCUCGCCGGCCACGAUGGAGGUGCUGAUGGGAGUUUUGAGUGGAGGUGAGUGUCUGACUGGUGAUGGAGAGGACUGGGACAGCGAGGCUCCGGAUAGGAAAGCACUGCUGACGCUGGGCUGUUUGAGAGAGGUGGUGCACAGUCUCCUGGCCAGCAGCUCUGAUCAGAGGCAGGUGGAGAUCAGCUCCGUGCUGGAGAGUUACUUUAAACUGCUCAACUCCGAUCCUGCCGCCACGGCGCAGGUCAAAGGUCGACCCUCCCCUCCUCGCUCCCGGCACUGGGAGAGCCGCUUUGUGACGUUACAGGUGAACAUGCUUGAAACCAUCCAGGACAUGUUUGAGUGCAAGGACCGCCCGGUUUUGCAGGCGAUCUUCCUGAACAGUAACUGCUUUGAGCACCUGACCCGACUCCUGCAGAACAGCAAGCUGGUUAACGCUAGGUGCACAGCUGCAGACAAGGACCAGAAAGAUUUAACCAACAGGUUACUGACAGGAGAGAGUGAGAUUCAGGUGUUCCAAGGAAGGCUCGACUCUCUCGCCGUGGCGACCAUCAAAACUCUCACGACAGUGAUCCUCAAGUCUCCUGCUGCAAAGGAAGUGUUUAAGGAGAGGAUUGGCUACACGCACCUGUUCGAGGUGCUGGUAUCACUGGGCCAACCGUCAAGACACCUCCUGAAGGAACUCAUGAAUAUGGCAGUUGAAGGUGAACAUUCCUCCGUAGGUCUUCUGGGCAUCAGCAAUGUUGACCCUCUUUUGCUGCUCAUCCAGUGGCUUCCAGAGCUGGACUCUGCCGAGCUACAGAUCUUCGCUGCCGACUGGGUCCGCCGCAUCUGCAGUCUGAACCGACGGACGCGAGCCACCUGCGUCAACUCCUCCAUGACCCUCAGAGUUCUGAUGGCUCUGGAGAGGCACGACCGGCUACACCGGGUCUGUGCAGAGAGCCUGGUGGGUCUGCUGGGCUCGCUGGGCAGCCAAUCGCUGAGCUCCACUGAACUCCAGCACCUGCUGAGGCUACUACGUCAGGACGAAUCAUGCCGCGCUCACCCGUACGUGGGUCCCGUACUGAGGGCUCUCCUCGGCAUGGUGCGCAAACAGGGCCUGGAGAGUGCCAUGCAGUAUUUUGACCUGUCUCCGCCUAUGGCUGGCAUUGCUGUGCCGACCAUGCUGCGUUGGCCAGGCUCCGCCUUCAGCUUCUUUGCUUGGCUCUCAUUGGACCAAGAUCAGCUGGGCCUGCCCAGUAAAGGAGAGAAGAGGAAACAGUUGUAUAGCUUUUUCACUCCAGGUGGAACUGGGUUCGAGGCCUUUAUCAGUUCAGCUGGAUUGCUUGUUGUGGCCGUGUGCACCAAGAAAGAAUAUGUCACCGUCAUGCUGCCUGACUACUGCUUCUGUGAUUCGCUGUGGCACAGUAUUGGUGUAGUUCACGUACCCGGGAAGAGGCCAUUUGGCCAAAGUUUGGUUUAUAUUUAUGUGGAUGGACAGCAGAAGUUAACAGCCCCUCUAAAAUACCCAACCAUGACUGAGGCCUUCACGUCAUGCUGUAUCGGUUCCGCGGGUCACCGCACCACAACCCCUCCCCCCUCUCAAAUCCCAGAUCCUCCGUUCUCAGGGGGAAACAUCCCAGGCCGCUCAUCGUUGGGCGGUAUCCUCCCGGGUUGGGCCGGAUUGCUGGGGACCAAGCCUGAAUCGGUCACCAAACUCAUUUCCGCAGGUACUCAGGACAGCGAGUGGGGCAGCCCCACAUCACUGCAGGGGCAGCUGGGAAAUGUCAUGGUGUUCCAUGAGCCCCUUCAAGCCAGUCAUGUCAAAGCUCUAUACAGCCCAGGACCAAACUGUAUCUCUCCCCUUAAGAGCCAAGAGGCUGAGCUCGGAGACAUGGCAAGCAAACUUUUGCUUCAUUAUUCUCCAAAGGCUUGUAAGAAACCAAUAUGUCUGGACCUGUCCCCUAAUAUGCUGCAUGGACGCCUGACGGGAAAUAAAGUGGUUAACUGGGAAAUCAAAGACAUGAUAAACUGUGUCGGAGGUCUCCCUGUGUUACUGCCUGUAUUAGAACAGUUGACACUGUUGACCCCUGAGUUACAUCACGUCGACCCCUCGGGGUCAGAGUUCAUCAGCCCUGACUCUGCAACGCCGGCUGACGGAGACUGGGUCAUGCUGCCCUCAAACAGGGCGUCUGAAGCGAGACUGGAGAAGAAUCUGGUGGCAACAUUCUUGCUGGUGAUCAAACAUUUCCUGCAGAGGCACCCCAUAAACCAGGAAACCCUUUUGCACUCGCAUGCUGUGGCCACGUUAGGAGCUCUGCUUCAGAAGUUGCCUGCGUUCCUGGUGGACGUGAGCGUGCUGGUGGCCGUUCAGCUGCUGAUCGAGCAGGUGACGUAUGAGAAGAACUCGCAGCUUCUGCAGCAGCUGCACACACACCUGCUCUUCAACUUCAACAUCUGGAACCAGGGAGAUUUCCCGCUUCGCAUCGGUCACAUUCAAUACAUGUCCACCGUCAUCAAAGACAACAGGAAGCACUUCAGGAAGAAAUGGGGAGUUCAGUUUCUGCUAGAUACCAUCCGACUUUACUACGGUUGUGGAAGUAAAGAUGGAGAUUUGAGCGAAGACGACGUAAAGACAAUCAGAGCUUCUCUCUGUGGCCUUCUCAAGUAUUACAUCAGCAAGGGCACCACACAGGAGGAGAUCCAGAGCAUUCUGGGAUACAUUGCUGCCACUGGAGAUGAGGAACAGCUGUGCGGGAUAUUAGGUCUGCUGUUGAGUCUUCUGCAGACCAGCGCGUCACGUGUUCAACUCUUCCUGCUGCUGUUUGAACCAGGAGCGGCCGACUCCUGCUACGCCCUGCUGCUCAUCAACAAACACUCAGACCGCCUCAGAGAGCUCAUCUUCAAGUUGUUUGAACGGAUGCUAAAGUGCGAUCGUGUGUAUGAGAAGAAUAAACACAGGUUACGUCUGAGGGAUGGGGGAUAUUCUGGGCUCAGUCUUCUGUUCUCGGAUGUGCAACUCACAUCCACUCUGAUCAAGUGCCUCCUUCACCAAGUGCUCAACACCGAUACUGUGGUGAACUAUAAAGACGUGCUGGCUCUGGUUCAGCUGACCCACAAAGCUGGGCCAAGCAUUCGUCUGAUCGUGUGCAGGAGGCUGUAUGCAUUGUUGCAGUCUCAGCAGGAUGCCGCUCUGCAGAUCUCCAAGCAGAUAUGUUGGCAAGACACCCUGAUGCGUUUGUUUCUCCGGAGCACUGGGAGCGACGGAGGUUCCGGUUCAGGCCGUGGCGACGCCGCCAGCCUGGGGAGUUUCGAGCUGAGCCGCAGCAGCGGAGGAAACCGUCUCGAACCUCUGCUAGACCGCAGGCCGCUGUGUGACAGCAUCGGGAGACUGAACGAAGACCGUGACAACAUCAGUGUCGGAGACCGUAGAUCCAUAGACAGUCUGGAUAAUGGAGAGGUGAUGUCCCUCUCAGAGACCCCGGGGGACGCGGCGACACCCAAAUCUUGGAUUGGGAAGGCUGGGAUUUUGAAUUUGGAUCUUUCUCAAGUGCAUCUGUUCGAUCGCGGGGACAGUGGCAGUCAGACACCUGGAAGCAUGCCCAGCACUCCAUCUCCCAUAGAAAACGCCAAACCUUUCCUUGGAACUUCCUCUUUGAACGAAGACUGCUUCCUGUUUAGUGAUAACAUGUCUCUUGGAGAGUCUUUUAAUAGUGUGGAGCGCACAGAGGAGGAACUAGCUUCCUUGCUGCUGGAGAUUGUGUUGUGUAUCAUGUGGCGGGGCGUGGAGGGCUCGGACGACACUGCAUGGCUGGAAAGGGGGCAAGUGUUCUCUUCCCUUACCAAACUGGGCACCGCCAACGAGCUGCUUCUACCUGUCGAUCACAUCAAACUCAGCCUCAUGGAGAGGAUGUUGGAAUGGGCCGUGACAGACAACCAUGAUGCGACCGCCGCCACGUUACCCCAACACACGGAGAACGCGGUGCGCCUUCUACACGUGGUGCAAGACUUCCUGCAGGCUGAAGGUCUGGUGAACCCCGCGCUGUGGACGGAGAAAGUUCUGGAGGGGACGGUUACUCUCAUGGAUGGGCUGAUGGUGUGGUACACCUCGGGGACGCAGUGGCUCCAGCUGUCUCAGGUGGGACUACGGCUGCUGCUCGGCUUUAUGGCGCAGGUAGAUCCACAGGUGUGCGCCAUGGCAACGGCUAAGCUGAACGGCAUCCUACAAACAAAGACUGUGGACUCUCAGGACGAGGCCUGUUAUCUUCUCGGUCGUGUGGAGGGGAUCCUCAGACGUGCCGUGAGCGAGGAAAGGUCGGAGGAGACGUACUCGUAUUUAGUGCCACUCCUGCGAACUCUCCUGUCCAAAGUCCACAAGCUGCUGUACAUGGAGCUGCACCUCCCCUCUCUCCCCGACACCAACGGAAGCCCGUCUUUCUUCGAGGACUUUCAGCUCUACUGUAAUUCUCCAGAGUGGAGGGUCUACCUGGAUAAAUACAUCAUCCCCUACAUGAAGCAGUAUGAGAUCGAGAUGUUCAGUCAGGGUCAUGAGAACAUGGCUCUGUACUGGAAGGACUGUUACGAGGCCUUCAUGCUCAACUUGCACCGCAGAGACCGAGAGAGAGGAGAGAGCAAGAUACGCUUUCAGGAGCAGUUUGUGGAGCCAUUUAGCCGCCGUAGCCGACAGGAGAACCUGAGGUACAACAGCAUGCUGAAACAAAUCCACACGCAAAACAGCGCCAUCCUCAGGCAGUGGAGAGCAGCGCGCCGAGGGCUCUUCUGUGAAAGAGGGCCGUGGGUGGACAAGCAGCAGAAAGAUGUACAUUGGAAGCUUUCCAGUGCCGAGAACUAUUCUCGCAUGCGGCUGAAACUGGUGAGGAACUACACCUUUGACCUUCACAAGGAAGCCAGCGCCUUGAGAGACAACCUCGGUGUGCAGCAUCGGCAGGUGAACGCUGAGUCGCUUUUGUUGGAAGCGGUCAAACAGGUGAAGGUCAGUGACCUUGAAGACGACAUCCUGGAGCUCCUGGAGGAGGACCCAGCAUCAGCCAAUCAGGCUGAUGCAGAGGAAGCAAGUCAGAAGGAGAAGCUGGUGAUCUCUGAGGACUGCCAGCUUGUCACGGGGGUGGACGUGUAUCCAGGCCGCCUGGAGCUCACCACCCAACACAUUUACUUCUACGACAGCAGCGCAGAGAAAGAGGAAGGUGUGGGUCAGGAUUUUAAAUGGCCUCUGUCUCAGAUCAGAGAGAUCCACCUGCGCAGGUACAACCUCCGGCGCUCAGCGCUGGAGAUCUUCCUCAUCGACCAGACCAACUACUUCCUCAACUUUACAAAGGAGGUGCGUAAUAAAGUCUACAGUCGAAUGCUUCUGCUGCGAUCUCUCUCUCUGCAAGCCACACACUCGCCUCAGGAACUGCUCAAAGCCUCUGGACUCACUCAGAAAUGGGUGAACAGGGAGAUCUCCAAUUUUGACUAUUUGAUGCAACUGAACACCAUUGCGGGAAGAACGUACAAUGAUCUCGCUCAGUAUCCUGUGUUUCCCUGGAUCCUGUCUGAUUAUACAUCUGAAGAGCUGGAUCUGACCGACCCGCGGGUGUUCAGAGAUCUUUCCAAACCUGUGGCGGUGUUGAAUGAGAGGAACGCCAAAGCGGUCCGAGAGAAGUACGAGAAUUUUGAAGACCCCACGGGCACCAUCGACCGUUUUCACUACGGCACACACUACUCAAAUGCGGCUGGAGUCAUGCAUUACCUCAUCAGGGUGGAACCCUUCACGUCCCUGCACAUACAGCUCCAGAGCGGCAGGUUCGACUGCGCAGACCGACAGUUUCACUCAAUUCCUGCCACCUGGCUGACGCUCAUGGACAACCCCAAUGACGUCAAAGAGCUCAUCCCAGAAUUCUUUUACUUCGCAGAGUUCUUGGAAAACCAGAAUGGUUUUGACCUGGGUCGUCUGCAGAUCUCUAAGGAGCGGGUGAAUGAUGUCAUCCUGCCUAAAUGGGCCAAAUCUCCAGAGGAUUUCAUCUACAAGCACCGCAAAGCCCUGGAAUCUGAGUAUGUGUCUGCUCACCUUCAUGAAUGGAUUGAUCUGAUCUUCGGUUUUAAACAGAGGGGUCCUGCUGCAGUCGAGGCCCUCAAUGUCUUCUACUACUGUACAUAUGAAGGGGCUGUUGAUUUAGACGCUAUCACGGACGAAAAGGAAAGGAAAGCUGUGGAAGGCAUGAUCAGUAACUUUGGACAGACACCUUGCCAGCUACUGAAGGAGCCACAUCCUGUACGUCUUUCUCUGGAGGAUCUAGAGAAGAGGAGGUCUCGUCUGGACUCCUGUCCUCUCAUUAUCUUCGAGCAUCUCACUGAACUUAAAUCAUUCUUUGUUGAGGGCAUCAGUGAUAAUGUUCCUCUGGUUAAAGCCGUGGUACCCAAGAACCAAUCACAUUCCUUUAUCUCACAAGGAAGUCCGGACACUCUGGUAACAUUAAGCCAGAAUUGUUUGAUGGGAAUGCAUGGUUGGCUGCCUUACGACAAAACCAUAUCCAACUAUUUCACCUUCAUCAAAGACCCCACAGUCGCCAGUCCGAAGACUCAGAGGUUCGUAGCGGGUCCGUUCUCUCCAGGGGUUGAGGUCACCGCUCAACUGUUUGUUGUAUCUCAUGAUGGAAAGCUGCUCUUCAGCGGAGGCCACUGGGACAACAGCUUGAGAGUGACGUCACUCUUGAAGGGCAAAACAGUGGGGCAGCACAUCCGUCACAUGGACAUUGUGACGUGUUUGGCCACUGAUCACUUUGGGAUUCACCUGAUCUCUGGUUCCAGAGACACCACCUGUAUGGUGUGGCAGGUGCUUCAACAGGGUGGUGCUCCGGUGGGUCUGUCCUCUAAGCCCGUGCAGGUGUUGUACGGACACAUUGAUGAAGUUGUCAGCGUGUCUAUCAGUACAGAGCUGGAUAUGGCCGUGUCCGGAUCAAGGGACGGAACUGUGAUCAUCCACUCUGUGAGGAGAGGUCAGUACAUGCGCUCCCUGCGGCCGCCGUGCGAAAGCUCUCUGCCCAUGUCCAUCAUGCACCUGGCUGUGUCCUGGGAGGGGCAUUUAGUGGUCCACACCUGCAUUGAAGGAAAAGCCACAUUAAAGGACAAGAACGCUCUGCACUUGUACUCUGUUAAUGGAAAACACCUGUGCAGUGCUUCUCUGAAGGAGCAGGUGACAGACCUGUGUGUUUCAGGAGAAUAUGUUGUGAUCGGAAGUGAACAAGGUUUCCUGUCUGUCAGAGAUCUCUACAGCCUGACUCUUUGUGUGUCGCCGAUGGCGAUGCGCGUGCCCAUCAGGUGUGUGUCUGUGACUAAGGAACAGUCUCACGUGCUGGUGGGACUUGAUGACGGCAAGCUGAUCGUAGUGGGCGUCGGCAAGCCAGCGGAGAUGCGUUCUGGUCAGAUCACGAGGAAACUCUGGGGCUCCAGUAAACGUCUCACAAAGAUCUCGUCUGGAGAAACAGAGUAUCACACCCAAGAGCAGCCCUGAGUCCCUGACCCCACCCCCAAAUCACAGCCCUUCCGCCUGAUUGGCCCAAUUUCCUGUCAAUCACCACAAUCUCUCAUUGUUUCAGUUUGAAGGAUGACUCUUGCUGAAACAAUAUGAAGGACUUUUAAAUAACACAGAUAGUACGCAUAUCUGUGUGUGUGGCCAUGUUUCCUUUUUGUAUGUCGUGUGUUAAACCUGUGGUUGGACUGGUGCAGGCACCAUCUAAACUAUAUGUGUCGUAAUUCUGUGACGUGUCCCUCAUGUUGACCCCCAGAACCCGCCUACCAUGCCACACCCGCACAUGCCCCACCCAUUUGAUGUUCAUCAUGUCGAUCACACAGUCAUCUUAAUCAUCACGGUUUUUAUCAUCAAAAUUUUAGUUUUUUUUUCAUUUUGAACGCUUAUGUCUUCGUGCUGAAUAUGUUUGAAGUUUUUGUGUAUUUUUUAUUCAUUUGGUUUCAUUGGCCAUGUUUUACGAUCUCCACGACUGAUCUCAUGUAACCUUUUGGUGGUUUUGUACUAUACAGACUUUAUUUAUUUGCACACUGACAUAAGGUGGACGAUUUUUCACACAUGGAUCAUUUUAAGCAUAAAAAAUAGUCCAAUAGAUAAACACAUACAAGACUUUAUUUUAUAACAAACUGAUGUCUUGUCAACUCUUGCGUAACGGUUGAAUGUGUUGUCACGAAUUACUUGAAUUGUGGUGUAAUUAUUUCAAUGAAGAAUGAGAGAUACAUUUUAAUGUUAUGGAUGUAUGUGUAGCUGCAGUUUUAUAAACUGUUUCAUAAAAAGAUUAUUUUUCAGCACUACAUUUUUUUGUCUUGAUAAAAAAUACGACUAAAGAUGGGCGAAUGUUUCGAAGGGCUUUGUGAAAAAUGACAGCAAGCAAUAUAGUAUGUCUAAGGUUUCUGAAGCAUUCCGCUGUAAAUCGCCGGCUGAUACCCUGCAGUCUUCCUAGUGUUCAAACAGAGCACUACAGAGGGGAGGGACGGUGCUAUGAUACGCAUGCUGUUUCCUCUCCGUUUUAUAUUUCUAAGCCAUGCAGUCUUUGUUUACUAUGCAGGUAAACGUCUAAGCCUUCGAGAGAAUUCUGUUUAAGACAGAUCUUUGAGUUCUUGCUCCUUCAUAUGCAGUUUUUUUCUCUGUUAGAGAUGUGUCGAGUACAGGUGUGUGCGUGUGCAUGUAAUUUUUGUCUGCAGGUUGUGACCCCUUUAAAAAUUACAACGGGGACCCUAGUUUCCACCAAAAUACUGUAGGUAACUACUCUAUAACCAUAAUGCCAAAAGAUUAUUUUCCAUUUGCCAUACUACUUUUGGGAUAUCAGUGGUAACUAUGGUAUGUUGACAAAAACUAUGUAAUUUUACAGUGGUAACUUUCUGUGACCUGUGACAAGAUGUCAUUCCUGUACAAAAAAAGACAGCAAAGUUCAGAAAUGCAAGUGAUUCAUGACAUGUACAUAAGAUAGGAAUACCAAACUUUAGAUCUUAAUUUUUUCAGAUUGCGUUCUUCCAUAAAUCUGCUUUCAGUUUGCAGUGGCACUGACCACCUGAAUAUUAGAUUUGAAGUGGGAUGGGGUAUCCAAGCGGUCCCACUGUUGCUAUGGAAUGAUACCAAAAUCAGUGCUUUCUUUUAUACAUGAAUCCCUCUAGAUGGCUGUUUUAUAUUUGAAUGUGUGUUUUAUUUCUCCGAUUAAGUGAAUGGAGUGCCUUUUUAUUCUCUGACGUCAUGCAGUUUAGAGUCCAAGAUUCAAAUUUCAGCAUGACCUUACGUGACCCCUUGUGGACAGCGACGGUUUCCGGACAGACUUCAGCAGUGACACUUUUGUCACAUCAGACCUGUGACUUACCAAGCUGCAUCGAUUUAGCUGUCACUAAUGUGUGUGUGUGUGUGUCUGUGUGUAUAUCUGUGCUUAUUUAUGAAUCUGGUAUGAAAUGUACAGCAUGAGUUUUAUUUACGUGUCCAUGAAUUGUAUUUUUUUUGCACUUCCGGGUACGACGAAUUGUAAGAAAUAGUUUUAAAUGUUACCUUGAUCUGUACAGAGAAACUGCUUUGUAAAAGUGAAGAUUUAACAAUAAAGCCCAGUUGAAAAGUCA